AUGGGUGCUUUCUUACACAAGACUAUUGGUACGGUCGACUCGUGUUUUGAUAGCUUCCAGUAUACAAGGUUCAACGAGUCUGGUUUAAUAGACACAAGCAGUCGAUGGAGACAACUUGGUUUGGCUACACACGUCUUCACGGCCUAUCUGGACGAUCGCGAGCCGUGCGCGCCAGUAAUUACGGUUAUUGGCUUUGGUGAGAAGUCCGAGCCAGCACUCCAUGGAACAUUACUGCUUCACAGCGGCGCAAGGGUAGAACUCGGGGAGUGUAAGGAGAAAAGGAAGUUGAACCCCACCGGGGAUUAUACCAUAGGGAAACUUGGACCCUACGCCUAUUUGUGGCCGUUACCAGACCACGUUACUACUGCAAAUCACGUGAGUGCCAUCACGGUUGAGCAAACUCAUCUUAUCACAGGAAAAACAAAAGCUGCGGUUUCCAUAACAAAGCCAGUCUACUCAACGAAAACCUUUGGGGUUUGCAUCAACUCGCCCUUAUUUGGACAGAUAGAGCCACGGACCAUCAUUGAAAACAUUGAAAUCAACAAAGUUCUUGGCGCAGAAUGGUUUACCUUUUACAUCUACUCCGCUGACAAAAACGUGCUACAGACGCUCCACGAAUAUGUCAGAGAGGGAACUGUCGAGGUCGUGUUGAACUGGGGGAAAGGUUUGCCCGGAGCUUCCACUCAUUACUUCGGCCAGACAUUGAGCAUUAACGAAUGCAUGUAUCGAAAUCUGUACAGGGUGAAGUACUUGGUGUACGCAGAUUUAGACGAAUUCAUUGUCCCAAGGAAAUCGCUAGGAUGGGGAACUUUGAUGAAGGAGUUGGAGAAUCCGCAAUUUGGCACUUUCGUCUUUAGACAUGCCUUCUUCUUCGCGAGCUAUAAUGAAACAGCAUUCGACGCAAACGCCAUUGAUGUUCACGUCCUUUGCGAUGGAUCGCGGUUCGUCGAAUUACCGCAAUUCCUGACGCACGUUGUACGUUCACAAAAGGUCUAUCCUUCUAGGCAAAAGUCUAAGUUCAUUACCAAGCCUCUAUAUUCGUCUGUCGUCGGCGUUCACGAGAUUUUCAAGCAUGUCGAAGAACAUAUAACGAGCCAUGUAGUGCCAACAGAUUGUGCUUUGCUUCACCAUUACCGCAAGUUUCGAGGGGGACUUCAUCCGGUCUCGAAAUCCGUCAUCCAAGAUGUGAAACGACAUCAGCGUGUCCAAGAUGAGCGCGCGUUAGUUUACAAAGACAAGAUUGUAGCAGCAUUGAGAAGACGAUUAUGUCGAUUGUAUGCCUUUGAAACAGACGCUCAAACGUGGCACAACGCUCCCGUAAGCUUAACAUAGA
Molecule: messenger RNA, 1333 nt
Organism: Dendronephthya gigantea
Lineage: Eukaryota; Metazoa; Cnidaria; Anthozoa; Malacalcyonacea; Nephtheidae
Exons: 3
Coding region: 1-1332 (443 amino acids)
Source: RefSeq, a predicted model, not a curated record